AUGUCUUCAAACGCAAGUUCAAUGGACCCUGAGAAGGGAAUCACAAAUUUACACUUGGAGGAUGCCUCUACUCAUUACCAACUAGACAUCUCUGAAGAACACAAGCAAUAUCUUAUUGCAAAACAUCGAACAUAUGAUUUACACCCACUACCAACUAUGAGCAAUGAUGAUCCUCUAAACUGGUCAAAUGGAAUGAAAUUCUUGCAAUUGGGGAUGGUGGCAUUCCACGGGUUUAUGGGAACCUUUAUGGCGUCAGGUAUAGUUCCCUCAUUUGGCAAGUAUUCAGAGAUUUUAGAAAAACCUGUCCCCACUGUAUCGUAUCUAACUUCUGCCCAAAUUGUCCUCAUUGGAACAUUCCCUUUGGUAUGGGUACCACUUAUGCAAAGAUAUGGUAAAAGAUUGUUGUUGAUAAUCUCGGCAUUGGGCACCACGGCAUUUACAAUUGGUGCAGUUUUCAGUACUGAUUACGGGACAUUAAUGGCAAUGAGAUGUUUACUGGCGGUAUUUGUGUCUCCUGGUUUAGCCGUGGGUGGUGCCAUUGUUAAAGAGACUACAUUCAGUCAUCAAAGAGGUUCAAGGAGUGGAAUUUGGGCCAUUUCAGUCAACUUGGGAACAAUGUUUGGUGCUUUUCUAAUGGGGUUUGUUGCCCAAUAUCAACAUCCGAAAUAUGUACACGUUGUUUUCGCAUGUGCAAUGUUUGUGCUUGCAAUUUGCUAUUUGUUACUAGGCAAGGAAACAUCUUUCAACCAAGUUGAUAUCAAUAGAAACGAACCAAACAGAUUUAAGCAAUUGCAACCAAGAGUGAUAUUCCCAGAAAACACAAUAAGACCACUAGACUUUAUCGAACCUUUGCAAUUCCUUUUCGUGCCAAGGGUAUUCAUUCCAGCAUUUGGCUACACUAUCAUGUUUAUGCAUGGAAAUAUUGCCAUGAACGUUGAAAUCCCUCAAGUGAUGGUCGGCAAGUUCGAACUUGGUCCACAGGCUUUGGGUUUGCAAUUCCUUUCGUUUGUCAUUGGAACUGUGAUUGGGGAAGUUGGUGGUUACUUGUCGGAUAGGUUGGUUGUUUGGGGCCAUAGAAAUAACAAAGGACCUAGUUUCAGAUUGUGGAUCACACACCCAGGUUACAUCACGUGCAUUGUAGGUUUGGUUGUGUUUGGCGUACAGUUGCAAAACAUUGACCACUACAACAUCACUCCCUUGAUUGGUUGCGCAAUAGCUGCUUUUGGUUUGCAGAUUGGUACUUCUCCCAUCAUUGCUUACUGCAUAGACACAGACCAUUCCAAAGCAGUACAGAUCAGUUUGUUUGUGACGUUCCUUAGACAAUUGCUUGCUUUUAUUGGUCCUUUUUAUUAUCCAAAGAUGUUUGUUAAUUUAGGUUUUGCAAAAGCUUAUGGUAUUAUGGCAGCUCUUGUUGGAGCCUUUGGAUGGAUUGCAACUAGUUGCUUACAAGCUUAUGAGCAAAGGCGUGGUAGAUAA
Molecule: messenger RNA, 1476 nt
Organism: Lodderomyces theae
Lineage: Eukaryota; Fungi; Ascomycota; Pichiomycetes; Serinales; Debaryomycetaceae
Exons: 1
Coding region: 1-1476 (491 amino acids)
Biological process (GO): transmembrane transport
Molecular function (GO): transmembrane transporter activity
Source: RefSeq, a predicted model, not a curated record